Molecule: messenger RNA, 8332 nt
Organism: Thamnophis elegans (Western terrestrial garter snake)
Lineage: Eukaryota; Metazoa; Chordata; Lepidosauria; Squamata; Natricidae
Gene: PDS5B
Product: PDS5 cohesin associated factor B
Exons: 35
Coding region: 3377-7741 (1454 amino acids)
Biological process (GO): DNA repair; mitotic sister chromatid cohesion
Cellular component (GO): nucleus; chromatin
Molecular function (GO): DNA binding
Source: RefSeq, a predicted model, not a curated record
UUGAAAUUUAUUAAAUAAGACAAAAUCACCAUCUGUCAGAUAUUACCCAUCUUCAAGCGGAUAUGCAACAGGUCGUCCUUGAGUUACAAUAGCAAUUGGAAUCAGAAUUUCCUUCGCUAAGCAAAAAUAGUUUUAAAACAUGAUAUCAAGUGAUUGUAUCUGCAGUUCCUGUUGCCAUCAUUAAGCAAGGAAGAUCAUGGGUUGUUAAGUGAGUAUCUCAACACAACUUCCUGCUAGCUUCCAACAACCAAAAUCAGUGGGGAAACCAGCAGGAAGUUGCAAGUCCUGAGUGGCUCACAGUCAGGCUGCCAAGUAGAUAAGUGGCUGCUGACCACUUGCUGACCAUGGGGUACAUGGAUGGUCAGGGAGAUGCAGGUUAACUGUGGCACGUAAUGGGAUGGCUGCUGCGAAUGGGAAGGGUUUGCAAAUGGCCAGCAUGGCAUGAGUGCAAAGGGACUGAGGGAGGGUGCGUGGGUGGGGAAGACUCAUCCAAGCAACAUGUGAUCUUCCCUGCAGGUUUCCCCAUUGACUUUGGUUGUGGGAAGCCAGCAAGGAAUAUCACAAAUUGUGAACUUGUAACCUAUGUAAUGCUGCAACUGUUGUAAAUACCAGUCAGUUGCCAAAUGCCCCAAAUUGCAAUUUCAUGCCCGCAGGGCUGCUGGGAUGGCCAGAACUUUUCAGGACUGAUCAUAACCACCACUUGUUCAGUACUGCCAUAACACUGAAUGUUUGCUAAAUGGGUGGGUGCUAAAUAAGGCUACCUGUAUUCUGAUACAGUUAUUAGGACACACCACUGCUUCAGAUUAAAUAUUUCAAGUGCAUUCUAGAGUGGAAGUUUAGGUAGUUCAGAGUUAUGAGAUUGGGACCAGAAUUUUCAUCAUAAAUCAACCUAACUGAAUCCAAUCUUUUUAGUGUUUUCAUGGUAGUCAUGAAAGGAAUCACAUAAUCGUUAACCAAAUUAAUUACCUUGAAUGGGCGUGUAGUCAAAACAUUGUGAAUAUCGGUCAUGUGACUGGGACCUGCAACCAGCCAUAAAUACGUGGUUGUCAGGCACCCAAAAUGCUGUCAUGUGACCAUGAGGUGUGGGGAAGGCGCAACAUUUUACAAUGGCUAGUGCUUUAUGGGCCAUAAAGCACCUUUCCAAGGCCAUUGAAAUUUGAACAGUUGUUAAACAACCGUUCAUAAGUCAAGGACUACUUGCAUAUCCCCUGAGGACAAUCUCUUAAAGGCAGUGGCCUCUUUUCCCAAAUUAGGCAGCUACAAUUUUAAUAUGUUGGCAACAAAUGUGACAUUUCUUUUCUAGCAUGCUCAAAAGCAGAUUGUGUAUGUCAAAUCUGAAAUGCUGCACAGCUCUUGUUAUGAUACCUAUAUGAGAAUAAAAAGUUAUUCUCCUGUCAUUAAUUUCUGAAAAGUAAAUUGAAGUAGUUGAGUUUUGUUUGUGGGGUUUCCCGAAAAACUCACACUGCACAAUUAGCCUAACUCAUAUAUAUUUCUGUUGUUUUCAUCCUGAUAGCUACAUAUUCUAUCUAGAAAUUUAUCACUACAUAGCUAUAGUAGAGGUAAUAAUAGAAUGUCAAAGCAUGCACUCAUUUCCUUUGCAUAGUAUAGUCUGUAAUAAGAUAAAAUAUCAAAAAUUCAUCUUACUCAUCUCCUUUAAGUUGGGCUGUCCUCUUUUCAAGUGUUAUACCAGGCAAAAGUACAUUUGUACUUUUGAGCUCUAGAGAUGUUUAAAAUGUUCUAUUACAGAACAUUCCAGAAACCUCAGACAUCACCUAUUCUGACAUCAGAAGACACUCAAUUUCCAGAACACUCGAAAUCACCCAUGACUGAACAUUUUAUGUAUGUCAAUUGGGCUUUUGCCAUAUGUGAAGAUAUUUGAUGUUGGUUGCUGGCAUCACAAGGAGAUGACUGAGAUGCUGGGUUUUGUUUUUGCUUUAUGGUUUCUGUAGUUCUGGAUUUUACUGUUUUCCUCAACUGCCCAGAAAGUUGUGUUUGUAGAUGGGCAGCCAUACAAAUAUUUUAAAUAAAUUACCCUCUAAUCUUUUUCCAAGCCAUAUGUGAUCUUUAAGCACCUUGCAGGGAUCUAUAUAUGUGGUUUUUCAGAAGAAUAGACAGAUGUUGCUAUUUGAUGAUGUUAAAGGUAUUGGAAGCUGUUCCUAGUAAAGGUGUCGUUUGCAAUUUGACUGGCUGUGAUUUUGUCAAUGCAGAUGUUAUUUAAGUGAAGCUCCAGGUGUUUUGGGAUUGCACCUGUUACUAUUGGUACCACCUUCCGCUUAUAUUUGCAGGUUGUUGUCAUUGUUAAUUAAAUUUACAUGCCUCCCAAUUCCCAACAACUCUGGGUGGUUUACAAAUAUUUCAUUUAUAUGAAAUAAAUUGAAACAAUAGUAAAUAUGAUUAUUCAGCAAAUAUUUACACUCCUUAGAAUGAGGUCACCAUGAACCCUUUUGUCUAACUUACUCCUGCAAAAAUUCAAAUUAAAACAUCUUUGACAGGUGUCUGCCUAGCCUCCAUCUCAACUCCCACCUUCCUAGAAAGUUGGUUCCUCUCAUAAAUGAACUUAAAUCUAUUAUUUUGUGCCCUGCCAUUUUCGGAAUAGGUCUUUUCUUUCCCCCGAGUGAUAUCUAUUUAGGUAUUAUAUUAAACAUUUUACUCCCAAGGAAACACACCUAUAGAGCAGCAACCUUAUGCCUCAGGGAACAAUCCGCAUUACAAAGAGCAAAAUUGGUUUCCAAGUCAGAUUACUGAGAACCGAAUGAUGUUACGGAAUGUCCUAAAAGUCUGAUACUCCGGUUUCUUCUUCUUUGUCCACCCACUUCCUAUUAACUCACAGAUCCAGUUCUGCAGGGGCAACAAACCCAGUUCUAAAGUUUUCCACGCGCUACAAAGUACUAUUGUGCAAUGCUACCUUCGCAGCACUACUCACUCUCCCUCGGAAGGAGGAAAGAAAAACUCUCCCGCUAUUUUAUGGCGGAGGCUUGGGGCGAGGGGGGUGGGUGGGAUCGUGUGCAUUCUUUUCAUCUCCCCGCUCUUUUGCGCCUUUUUAAUUUUUUUUGCCUCGGAUCCUGCAGGGGUCGCUGCUACCUCACUUUGAGGACGGCCUCUCCCCUCCGCUCGGUGGCGGGGUCUCGCGGAACGGAGGACUCGUUGCCGCCAUUUUGAAGCUGACGGAAAAGGGGGGGGGGGACCGCGGUGAGCUGCGGAAGGCGAUUGGCUGCGUUGGCGAGCGACGGCGGUAGCGGCGGCUGCUCCAGCCUAGCCUAGCCUAACGCGGCGGGCCGGAGAGGAGCGCGAGGGGCUUCGCUCUGCCUCGUCUCCGCUGGUGGAAGAAGCAGAAACGGCGACGGCAGUCAGCCGCGGAAAGGUUUAAAAUAGCACUAUGGCUCAUUCAAAAACAAGAGCCAAUGAUGGAAAAAUUACAUACCCUCCAGGAGUUAAAGAGAUAUCUGACAAAAUUUCAAAAGAAGAGAUGGUACGAAGAUUAAAAAUGGUUGUAAAAACUUUUAUGGAUAUGGACCAGGACUCCGAAGAAGAAAAAGAGUUGUAUCUAAAUCUUGCUUUACAUCUUGCUUCUGAUUUUUUUCUUAAGCAUCCUGACAAAGAUGUGCGCUUGCUUGUUGCAUGUUGUCUCGCUGAUAUUUUUAGAAUAUAUGCUCCUGAAGCACCAUAUACUUCGCCUGAUAAGCUUAAGGAUAUAUUUAUGUUCAUCACAAGACAACUGAAAGGAUUAGAAGAUACAAAAAGCCCACAAUUCAACAGAUAUUUUUAUUUAUUAGAGAAUAUUGCAUGGGUUAAAUCCUACAACAUAUGCUUUGAACUAGAAGAUAGCAAUGAAAUUUUUACGCAACUGUACAGAACGUUGUUUUCUGUGAUCAACAAUGGUCAUAACCAGAAGGUUCAUAUGCAUAUGGUAGAUUUGAUGAGUUCUAUCAUUUGUGAAGGUGAUACAGUAUCGCAAGAGCUUUUGGAUACAGUUUUAGUUAAUCUAGUCCCUGCACAUAAGAAUUUAAACAAACAAGCAUAUGACUUGGCAAAAGCUUUACUGAAGAGAACAGCCCAGGCUAUUGAACCAUACAUUACUAAUUUCUUUAAUCAAGUACUUAUGCUAGGAAAAACAUCCAUCAGUGAUCUCUCAGAGCAUGUUUUUGAUUUAAUUUUGGAGCUAUAUAAUAUUGACAGCCAUCUUUUACUCUCAGUUUUGCCACAGCUUGAGUUUAAACUUAAGAGCAAUGACAAUGAGGAACGACUCCAGGUUGUAAAACUUCUUGCAAAAAUGUUUGGAGCAAAAGAUUCAGAGCUGGCAGCUCAGAACAAACCCCUUUGGCAAUGCUACUUGGGAAGAUUUAAUGAUAUACAUGUACCCAUCCGUCUUGAAUGUGUGAAAUUUGCCAGUCACUGCCUUAUGAACCAUCCAGAUCUAGCAAAAGAUCUAACAGAAUAUCUUAAAGUGAGAUCUCAUGACCCUGAAGAAGCUAUUAGGCAUGAUGUUAUUGUAUCAAUAGUUACUGCUGCUAAGAAAGAUCUCCUACUUGUGAAUGAUCAUCUACUUAAUUUUGUGAGAGAACGGACACUUGACAAACGGUGGAGGGUGAGAAAAGAAGCUAUGAUGGGACUUGCACAGAUAUACAAGAAAUAUUCUUUACAGUCAGAAGCUGGAAAAGAAGCUGCUAAACAAAUUGCUUGGAUUAAGGACAAAUUAUUACAUAUAUAUUACCAAAACAGUAUUGAUGAUCGAUUGCUGGUAGAACGAAUCUUUGCUCAGUAUAUGGUUCCACACAAUUUGGAAACAAAUGAAAGGAUGAAAUGCUUAUACUAUCUUUAUGCAACACUUGAUUCUAAUGCUGUUAAGGCAUUGAAUGAAAUGUGGAAAUGUCAAAACUUGCUGAGGCAUCAAGUAAAAGAUUUGGUUGAUUUAAUCAAACAGACAAAGUCGGAUGCCAGCAGCAAAGCUAUAUUUUCCAAAGUGAUGGUAAUAACAAGAAAUUUGCCAGAUCCUGGCAAAGCGCAGGAUUUCAUGAAGAAAUUUACUCAAGUUCUGGAAGAUGACGACAAAAUAAAGCAUCAGUUGGAAAUGCUUGUUAGCCCAACUUGUUCAUGCAAACAAGCUGAAGGAUGUGUGCGUGAAAUUACAAAGAAGUUAGGCAAUCCCAAGCAACCUACAAACCCUUUUCUGGAAAUGGUAAAGUUCCUUUUAGAGAGGAUAGCUCCCGUGCAUAUUGACACCGAAUCCAUCAGUGCCCUUAUUAAACAAGUAAACAAAUCCAUAGAUGGAACAGCAGAUGAUGAAGAUGAAGGUGUCCCUACUGAUCUGGCAAUCAGAGCAGGUCUUGAAUUGCUUAAGGUUCUUUCGUUUACCCACCCUAUCUCAUUCCAUUCAGCUGAAACAUUUGAAUCACUCCUGGCCUGUUUGAAAAUGGAGGAUGAAAAAGUAGCUGAAGCUGCAUUACAGAUUUUUAAGAACACAGGAAGCAGAAUUGAGGAGAAUUUUUUACACAUCAGAUCAGCUUUGCUUCCAGUUUUGCAACAUAAAGCUAAAAAAGGUCCUCCUCGACAGGCCAAGUAUGCCAUUCACUGCAUCCAUGCAAUAUUCUCCAGUAAAGAAACACAAUUCGCACAGAUAUUUGAGCCACUACAUAAGAGUCUCGAUCCAAGUAAUCUGGAACAUCUGAUUACACCACUGGUUUCCAUUGGCCACAUAGCCUUGCUGGCACCUGAUCAGUUUGCUGCCCCGCUGAAAUCUUUGGUGGCUACAUUUAUAGUUAAAGAUUUGUUAAUGAGUGACAGGAUGCCAGGGAAAAAAACAACUAAGCUAUGGGUGCCAGAUGAAGAAGUUUCUCCUGAGACUCUUGUCAAGAUGCAGGCAAUUAAGAUGAUGGUUCGAUGGUUACUAGGAAUGAAGAAUAACCACAGUAAAUCAGGAACAUCUACAUUAAGACUAUUAACAACAAUCUUGCACAGUGAUGGAGAUCUAACUGAACAGGGGAAAAUUAGCAAACCUGAUAUGUCUCGUCUAAGGCUAGCUGCUGCUAGUGCUGUUGUUAAGCUGGCACAGGAACCUUGUUAUCAUGAAAUCAUCACAUUAGAACAAUACCAACUGUGUGCAUUAGCUAUCAAUGAUGAGUGUUACCAAGUUAGACAAGCAUUUGCUCAGAAACUUCACAAAGGCCUAUCAAGACUCAGGUUACCACUGGAAUAUAUGGCUAUUUGUGCAUUGUGUGCAAAAGACCCAGUAAAGGAGAGAAGAGCUCAUGCCAGACAGUGCCUAGUAAAAAACAUAAAUGUGAGAAGAGAAUAUCUAAAGCAGCAUGCAGCAGUUAGUGAGAAACUUUUGUCUCUUCUACCAGAGUAUGUUGUUCCAUACACUAUCCAUCUUCUGGCACAUGAUCCUGAUUAUGUCAAAAUCCAAGACAUUGAACAACUAAAAGAUAUUAAAGAAUGUUUGUGGUUCAUACUAGAAAUAUUAAUGGCUAAAAAUGAAAAUAAUAGUCAUGCAUUUAUCAGAAAAAUGGUAGAGAAUAUUAAACAGACAAAAGAUGCUCAAGGACCUGAAGACACAAAAAUGAAUGAAAAACUUUAUACAGUAUGUGAUAUAGCAAUGAACAUCAUAAUGUCAAAGAGCACAACAUAUAGUUUGGAAUCUCCCAAAGACCCUGUACUACCAGCUCGAUAUUUCACUCAACCUGACAAAAAUUUCAGUAAUACCAAAAACUAUUUGCCUCCAGAAAUGAAAUCAUUUUUUACUCCAGGAAAGCCCAAAGCAGCCAAUGUUCUUGGAGCAGUUAAUAAGCCCCUUUCAUCAGCAGGCAAGCAAUCUCAAUCCAAAUCUUCUCGGAUGGAAACUGUAAGCAAUGCCAGUAGCAAUUCAAACCCAAGUUCACCUGGAAGAAUCAAAGGAAGGCUCGAUAGCACUGAGCUAGACCACAGUGAAAAUGAAGACUAUACAAUGACAUCAUCUCUGCCAGGAAAGAAGAAUGAUAAAAGAGAUGAUUCUGAAAUCUCAGAGCUGGAAAAGCCCAGAAGUAGAAAGAAAAUGAUUACAGAUCCUGAGGAAAAGUUGGGUAUGGAUGAACUGAACAAAUUAGGACAAGAAUCAAAACUUAGAAGUAGCCAGCGAGGCAGAAAAAGGGCUGCGGUUAUUUCAGAGUCCGAGGAACCCCAGUGGUCAGAGGAAAAGAGAUUAAAAGACAGUAUCUUAGAAAGUGAAGAUGAACAAAACAGUCCACCAAAGAAGGGAAGAAGAGGGCGACCUCCAAAGGCCGCCACAGGAACCAUACAAAAAGAAGAAUCAACAGUAAAAACAUCUAAACGAGGGAGAAAAAAAGCUGCACCAGUUAAACCUAUGGAGGAGGAGGAAGAAGAAGAAGAGGAAGAAGAGGAGGAGGAAGAGGAGGAAGAAAGGCAGAUAGACAGUAUAGAACCGAAGUCAAAAGGUCGACAGUACAAAGCACCCAAAAAAUCACAACAAAGAUCUGAAUCAUCAGAAAUAAGCACAGCUGAAUCCAACCAGUCUACACCACAAAAAAGACGAGGAAGACCACCAAAAGUUCCACCCACUCAGCAGAAGAAAGGAGGAGCUGGACGAUCAAAACAAACAGCAAGCAAAGAAAAUGAAUCUAGCGAAGAGAUGGACGUAUUUCAAAGUAGUUCUCCCAUUCACGAUAUUCCUCAAGAAGUAACAAUGGAAGAGGAGGAAGUGUCCUCAAUCAGAGUUCGUCGGAGGACAUCUAAAAGGGAAAGGCGAUGAAGAGUCAUGCUCCUGCCAUUUUUAAGUGAUGUCACUCUUAUCAUUUGCAAACUUUUAGGCUGAAGAGAAUUGUUGAUGCUCACAAUGGGAUUGCUGAAGAAAUUAAAUCACUCUAUUUCCUGCUCCUGCUUUUUGAUGCUCCUAGGUCAUGAGCAUAAUCCACACAUAUGUUUAUAUCAUUAACUAUGGGGUUUUGUGAAAUGUAACGUAUGCUGGUUAUAUAGACAAAAGAACUAAAAAAAACCUGUCUGUAAAUAAUCCUUUUUUAAAAAAAUAUUUCUGACUUAAAAGUGCUUGUAUAGCUUUUAUCACGGCUUUACACAACAGUACCAGACUGUUUGGUGGAGCUAUUGAUUUGGGAAAAAAGACAAAAAAAAGUAAGAAUGGGUAUCAAGCAAUAUUUGUCAGUGUCUGUAUUCUUAUUUUUCUUGGCAUUUAACUGUGAAAAAAAUCACUUUGACAAAAUAGGGACACUUGCUCUGGCACUAUUUGUUAAAUAAAAAAAAUGCAUUCUCUUUAUGUAUCUAAUUCAGUGUUUACCUUUGGCAGUUGUCUGUCUUUGGAGGUGCCAAAUUGCUUUUAAACAAUGUG